This is a messenger RNA of Mya arenaria, 1592 nucleotides long. RefSeq names its product failed axon connections homolog. The coding region runs from base 461 to 1318 and encodes 285 amino acids. NCBI's taxonomy places the organism in Eukaryota, Metazoa, Mollusca, Bivalvia, Myida, Myidae. Gene Ontology annotation, cellular component: cytoplasm. The record is from RefSeq and is a predicted model, not a curated record. The transcript has 7 exons.
UACUCCUAUGUGAAUUUCAUAUUUUGAGUAUUUAGCUGAAAAUUUCAGUUUUUGUAAACAUAAUGAAUUUGCGUUUCAACUUAAUUUGUGUACUUCAUAUAUUUUCUAUUCAGGAUUUUGGGAUAACUGGAAGUUGAAUAUUUGCAAGGGUUUUUAAUGAUAGUAAAUAAUAUACAAUUAUAUAUAAUCGACAGUUUUGAUCAAUGUUAUAUAUAAACGAUGCAUUGUUUAAUGUACGGUUGUUAAUAGCUUCUGUAUUGGAAUACAUUAUUGUAAAAAGGUAAAUAAACAAAGAUCGGUUUAAUUUAAAUAUAGCAGUGUUCAUUGAAUAAUAUAUUACAGGUAGUUGUUUUUAAAAAAAACUACUAUGAAAGAAGAAUAAGUGGCGCUUAGGAUCAAACAUCGCACAAGUGACUGUAACUUCAGGCAUAACGGUUUGUUAGAUUUAACAAGUAGAACUAUGGAAACAUUACGUGGUUUUCUACAAGACAACGGGAAGUGUUUUCUCACAGUAGCAGUGGUUUUGGGAUCAGCCUGGUUCCUAUACAAGAAAAAGACGAGACCAUCUUACAAGCCAAGAGUAUGUGGCGUGGACUACCCACGUGACGUGGUCAUCCUUCAUGCGCUACGGCGGGACCGACUCGCCCCGAACCUUGGCCAUUUCUGUAUAAAACUAGAGACCUAUCUCCGGAUCAACAAAAUACCGUACCAGUUUGACGGUACUUCAAUGCCUCGACCAAAAGAGAAAGUCCCCUGGAUUGAAUACAACGGCGUGACGAUGGGAGACUCCCAACUGAUCAUACAAUACCUGGAGCAAGAGUUUAAGGUAAACCUAAAUGCCCAUCUUACCUCGAAAGAGCGAGCAAUAGCCUGGGCUAUACAGAAGUGGAUCGAAGAGUUCACGUAUUGGUUGAAUGUUUACACAAGAUGGGUGAUUUUCAAUGAUGACAUGUUCAAAAUCCAGUCAACCUGCCCCAAGUACAUGAAGAUACCAAUGCGUAGGAAGGUUCAAAGCAUGCUGCAUGCGGUCGGCGUUGGUCGUCAUAGCAAGGAAGAAGUUCACGCGAUGAUGGUGAACGAUUUAAAACAGUUUUCAGCAAUUUUAGGCGAUUUGAAGUACGUUAUGGGAGACCGGAUAUGCGAUGUAGAUUGUGCCGCGUUCGGCAUUCUGUCCCAAGUCUACUGGUGUACACCGUCCGCCUGUCCAGGAAACGCCCUGCUGCAAGGAGGUGAAUUAAGAAAUGUCACAGACUACAUGGACAUAAUACGAAACGAGAUUUGGCCGGAUUGGGGAGACAUGAUAAGCAAGGCUACCUAGAAAACAAUGAUCAUGUGGAUUAAUAUUGGUAUUGAGACAACGCAUAUCACCGUUAUUAAAAUAUUGCCAUAUGUAUGUGUAUUAGUUCUUUAAAUGUGUAUAGUAGUUUAAUGUUUGCAAAUAAAUUAUACUCCAAGUUCAAUAAAGGUUACAUUUGUAAAGUCAAUGAAUUUAAUGCCUUGAAAUACGAAGGCAAGUAACUAAUACAUUUCCGGAUUCUGAGCUCGCUCGCAAGAGCUUAUAUUUUAGUAAAUUUACCAUCCAUAAAGUUGUG